UAGGACUUCGUUCUUUCCACGAGAAUCAUCUAUCUAUAAUAAGAGAGAUUUCUAGACACCUUAAGCAGCAAUAGUAUUAUUAUUGGUGAAAUCAAAUCAAGAAGGUAUAAUUAAAAAGAGGAGCCAUGGUUCUUAUUAAUUAUGAUGAUAAUGAGAAGAAAAAGAACAAGAUCCUCAUCUUUGCUGCAAAUGGGUAUCUUGGUAAAUUCAUGGUGAAGGCAAGCCUUUCCAUGGGUCAUCCAACUUAUGUUUAUGUUCGUCCUUCCAAACCCAACGAUUCUUCCAAGCUUCAAGUUCUCAAGGAUCUUCAAUCCUUGGGUGUCACCAUAUUCCAAAAACUACCCUCCCUCACAUUACCCUUUAUGGCACUGGCCAAGCCAAGGUUGUAUUAAAUUACGAAAAAGAUGUGGCUGCUUACACUCUCAAAGUAGCAACAGAUCCAAGAGCUGAAAAUCGAGUAAUUAUAUAUAGACCCGAAGGAAAUAUAAUUACUCAGUUGGAAUUAUUAUCUUUGUGGGAAAAGAAGACUGGUCAAACUUUCAAAAGAGUUCAUGUUCCAGAGGAAGAAAUUAUCAAGCUCACUGAGACACUACCAUUUCCAGAUAAUGUACCGCCAGCAGUUCUACACAAUAUAUUCAUUAAAGGAGACCAAAUGAGGGGUUAAUGCUCAAAUU
Arachis ipaensis is the source of this 674-nucleotide messenger RNA. The record is from RefSeq and is a predicted model, not a curated record. Lineage: Eukaryota; Viridiplantae; Streptophyta; Magnoliopsida; Fabales; Fabaceae.